UAGUUACAAAAUCUUUUAUUUUAACCUUUAGUAUACAAUCAUUAUAGUUCAAUACACAGUUUUAUCACUUUUAUCACUCAUGAGGUAUAAUAUUAUCUAUGUUCAACAGUAUGUGGGAAAAACUGGUUAUACACCACUACCGUUCAAGUCUGCGUUAUCUUCCAUGAAAUCCUCUUCCAAGAGUCACAAACCGCCGAAAUCGAGAUCGAAAUCGAAAUCGAAAUCGAAAUCGAAGUCGAAAUCAAAAUCCGCGAAGCAAACUCCUAUGCACAAUAAGAGCGUGAUCAGUUCCAUUAUCGCGGAGAAGGCAAAAUUAUGUCAAGAAAUGAAAUUGCAAAGUAAGAUGAAGCCGAAACUGAAGGCUGAAGCAAAGGUGAAAACCUGGGAGGAUGAUGAAACUACCAGCGUCACUGAGAACAUGUUGCCAGCAACCACUGUGGAGGAACCAGUGAAAGACACACCAAUAGAAACAACCGCAUUGAGCGAAAAGGAAAUAGACCGAACGAAGCACGAAAAGUCCAAAAAAAAGAAGAGAAAAUCUACUUCUUCGUCCCCGUCACGGCGUAGCAAGUCGAGCGACAAAAGGGACUCGAAACGGCGCAAAUCCCUUGAAUGUAAGGAAUGCGCCAAAGCUGCCCGUGCGGAGAAAACAGAGGCUGCCGUUAACAAAUGUAAGCUAACGUCAGCGUACUUGGCCAUAGACCAAUUACGAGUCUUAACUGCGAUGGGCGGCUUAUUUUACGCCGGAAGGCUCAGCGCAGUUCAGGCACCUGACGUUUACGCUAUAACGUUAGACGGCGAACGGGGUAACAGGCCUCACAUUCACUCCAGGGAGGAAAUCCUACGAGAUGCGAUUGUUGAGGUCUGUCCCACGUCGACAAAAGAGCUUCCGCCUGGUACAAGAUUGUGUGCCUAUUGGAGUCAACAAUACCGCUGCUUGUACCCAGGUACAUCGGUCGAACCCUCGGAGCCGGACCCCGAGCUCGACGAGAAAUUCGUCAGCGUGGAGUUCGAUGACGGGGAUAGCGGCCGAAUUGCUCUCGACGACAUCAGGUUGCUGCAGCCUGAUUACCCCGUUGUUGAAUACGAUCCAAAUCCUCUGUUGUCUUUGGGGAAACGUCGACGACAAAUAUCAGUGUCGACGUUAUUGGAAGAUAAACGUGCUUCGUACAGUAAUAAUCAACCUUCUACUUCAACUAACAUGAGUAACACAAAUAACACGUUGGCUGAGGUUGCAUCCGCAGCAAACUGUUAUGCAUCAACGUCUGCAUGCAACGACGCACAGUCGCUUGAACAACACAAACCGGAGGAAAUUGACGCAAAAGACCUGGAAGAUUAUCGCGAGAGGAAACGAUUGAAGAAGAAAAAAAGAGACAAAUUGAAGAGGUUGCAAGAGACGGAAGGAAAGAAGAAGCAUAAAAGGCGCAAGUGUGAAGAACACAGGAAGCAUAAGCACAGGAAACAUCGUAAACACAAGCACAAGCAUAAUCAUCAUAGCAGCACUAGCGAAGGAAGUUCGCAGAUUAGCAGUGGGGAAAGCUCUAGUAGUCAAAAGAGCGAGGAAGAAUUACCCAAGGAAAUAGUGGCUAAAGAAGAAGAGGAAGAAGAAGAAGAAGAGGAGGAGGAGGAGGAGGAGGAAGAAGUUGAAAAACAACCGACAGCGCAAGAGGAGACCCAAGAAGGAGCUUCAGAGAACGCUUCGGAAGAAGGUUCGGAAGAAGCCUCGGGAGAGAUCUCGGGAGAUAUCUCGGGAGAGCUUACGGAAGAAGUCGUAGAAGGCUCGGAAGAAGUACCAGAAGAAGUCUCAGAAGAAGUUUCGGAAGAAGUCACGGAAGAAGUCUCGGAAGAGGCAUCGGAAGAAGUCUCGGAAGAGGGCUCGGAAGAAAUCCCAAAAGCGGCCCCGAUACCCACUCGCGAAUCGAGGAAUAGAAAAUCGAGGAGAAACAGGAAAUCGAAAACGCGGGAACGACAGGAGUUGGUGGAAAGCCGGAGUAAAAUGGCAGCAUUCUUGCCAGCGAGACAAUUAUGGGAUUGGUCUGGGAAAGGUUACAAAAGACCCGGUGCCAAAGGAAGGGCCAAGAAACAAUUCUUCCGGGCCAUUAAACGUGGCAACGAAACAAUUGAAAUCGGCGAUAGCGCGGUGUUUUUGUCCACUGGCAGACCAGACAGACCUUACAUCGGACGAAUCGAAUCCAUGUGGGAAACUUCGAAUUCCAAUAUGAUCGUCAAGGUGAAGUGGUUCUAUCACCCCGAGGAGACUGUCGGUUGUCCGAAAUUGAAAUACCCGGGUGCUCUGUUCGAGUCCCCUCACAUGGACGAGAACGAUGUGCAAACGAUCUCUCACAAGUGCGAGGUGCUGCCGCUUGACGAAUACAAGAUUAAAAUGGGGAGAGAGCCGCAUCGAUACCUCACCAUCUAUGACAACAACGACACUUACUAUCUAGCCGGAUAUUACGACCCAUCCACGCACUUUUUGGAGCCGAAGGCGGGGGUUGUUUGAGAACAGCUUAAGCUGACGAUUAAGUUAACUGGUGUUACUUAAUUGUCGUCAGCCGAACGAAUGAUACUGCGAAAUUUCACUAGACAUAGUGGCGGGUUCGCGCCACGAUUCGAAGUUGACGCGUUUUUCUAGCUCUCGGACACGAGCUUGAGAACGAGAAUCGAAAGAUUAUCUGCGUUCGGUACGAUUGCUUUUACGUACCGUACGGACGAACGAAUCGAACGUUCGUUGAACGCCAGGGACAUUAUAUACUUGUGUGACAUUUG
Molecule: messenger RNA, 2766 nt
Organism: Frieseomelitta varia
Lineage: Eukaryota; Metazoa; Arthropoda; Insecta; Hymenoptera; Apidae
Product: protein winged eye
Exons: 6
Coding region: 80-2500 (806 amino acids)
Molecular function (GO): chromatin binding
Source: RefSeq, a predicted model, not a curated record